Messenger RNA from Mirounga angustirostris (Northern elephant seal), 2334 nucleotides. It is a transcript of the gene GTPBP4, whose product is annotated as GTP binding protein 4. The transcript has 17 exons. Gene Ontology annotation, cellular component: nucleolus. NCBI's taxonomy places the organism in Eukaryota, Metazoa, Chordata, Mammalia, Carnivora, Phocidae. Gene Ontology annotation, molecular function: GTPase activity; RNA binding; GTP binding. The record is from RefSeq and is a predicted model, not a curated record. The coding region runs from base 395 to 2053 and encodes 552 amino acids. Gene Ontology annotation, biological process: ribosomal large subunit biogenesis.
GGAAGACUCCAACAGUUAUCCAUAAACAUUACCAAAUUCAUCGCAUUAGACAUUUUUAUAUGAGGAAAGUCAAAUUUACUCAACAGAAUUACCAUGACAGACUCUCACAGAUUCUAACAGAUUUCCCCAAAUUGGAUGUUCCUUUUCCUGGGGCCUCAAGUUACAUCAGUGGCCUGAGGUCCACCACUGUUUGUGAUCCUGUCGCUUCAUCAGCCAGUGAUGGUCAGUGAGAAGAAAUUGUGUGGGGGAGCUUUGAUUUGUGCAUUGAGCCAAAACAGUUGAAAUCGUCGCUGACAGCAUAGUCGAGUUUGCUGUUGAUGAAGCUGUAGAAAGCAAGAGCAGACCCUGCUUACCCCACCGCUGCAAGGAUAUCCAUCCAUUUUAUGCUGAUUUGAUGAACAUUCUCUAUGACAAGGAUCAUUACAAGUUGGCUCUAGGACAAAUAAAUAUUGCCAAAAAUUUGGUGGACAAUGUGGCUAAAGAUUACGUGCGGCUCAUGAAGUACGGAGACUCUCUCUACCGCUGCAAGCAGCUGAAACGCGCGGCCCUCGGGCGGAUGUGCACGAUCAUCAGGAGACAGAAGCAGAGUUUGGAAUAUUUGGAGCAAGUGCGGCAGCAUCUGUCCCGUCUGCCAACUAUUGACCCGAAUACAAGGACCCUGCUCCUAUGUGGAUACCCGAAUGUUGGCAAGUCCAGCUUCAUCAAUAAGGUGACGAGAGCCGAUGUGGAUGUCCAGCCCUAUGCGUUUACGACCAAGUCUCUGUUUGUGGGGCACAUGGAUUAUAAGUAUCUGCGUUGGCAGGUUGUAGAUACUCCGGGGAUUUUGGACCACCCUUUGGAGGAUCGGAACACCAUUGAGAUGCAGGCCAUCACAGCCCUGGCUCACCUGCGUGCCGCGGUUCUGUACGUGAUGGACCUGUCUGAGCAGUGUGGGCACGGGCUGAAGGAGCAGCUAGAGCUCUUCCAGAACAUCAAACCUCUCUUUAUCAACAAGCCUCUUAUAGUUGUAGCAAACAAAUGCGAUGUGAAGAGGAUAGCUGAACUUUCUGAGGAAGAUCAGAAAAUAUUUGCAGAUUUGCAGGCUGCAGGAUUUCCUGUGGUUGAGACUAGCACCCUGACGGAGGAAGGGGUUAUUCAAGUGAAAACAGAGGCUUGUGACAGGCUCCUGGCUCAUCGAGUUGAAACCAAAAUGAAAGGAAAUAAAGUGAACGAGGUGCUCAAUAGGCUGCAUCUGGCUGUGCCGAACAAGAGAGACGACAAGGAGAGGCCCCCUUUCAUCCCCGAGGGAGUGGUGGCACGCAGGAAGAGAAUGGACAUUGGGGAGCCCAGGAGGAAACGGGAACGAGACCUUGAAGUGGAGCUGGGAGACGAUUAUGUUUUGGACCUUCAGAAGUACUGGGAUCUGAUGAACUCCUCUGAGAAAUACGAUAAGAUACCUGAAAUCUGGGAAGGCCAUAACGUAGCUGAUUAUAUUGAUCCCGACAUCCUGCAGAAACUGGAAGAGUUAGAAAAAGAGGAAGAGCUAAGGACAGCAGCGGGGGAGUAUGACAGCGAGUCUGACAGUGAGGACGAAGAGAUGGGGGAGAUCCGCCAGCUGGCGAAGCAAAUUCGGGAAAAAAAGAAACUGAAAAUUCUGCAGUCCAAGGAGAAGAACACACAGGGCCCCAGGAUGCCUCGGACCGCUAAGAAGGUUCAGCGGAAAGUCUUGGAGGAUGAGAUGCGCAGUCUUGGUGUUGACAUGGAUGACAAAAACAACGCCCAUUAUGCAGUCCAGGCCAGAAGGUCCCGGAGCGUUACUAGGAAGAGGAAACGGGAGGACUCUGUCCCACCCGCGUCUGUAGCUGGCAGCCGCAGCUGCUCUCGGACUCCGCGGGAUGUCUCUGGCCUUCGGGACGUCAAGAUGGUGAAGAAAGCCAAGACUAUGAUGAAGAACGCUCAGAGGAAGAUGAACCGCCUGGGGAAGAAAGGAGAAGCAGACAGACACGUGUUUGAUAUGAAGCCCAAGCACUUGCUGUCCGGAAAGAGGAAAGCCGGGAAAAAGGACAGGCGGUAGUGGCUGGGCGGGGUGGUGCCUGGCCUCAUCUGGUGGGGGGGUCCCAGGAUCGGGGCACCGCCUAUAAACCGCAGACAGCGAGGACACCUGAAGCUCUGGCUGCUUGCUCUCGGGCGGGGGGCGCGGGUGCGGGAAGGUGUCAGCGCUGCCCAACGGCACGGGUCUUCCGAGUGGACGGCGGGUUCUGCAUUUAGGGAGUUCUGGUCACUUCAGAUCUGCCGAACCGGAAAGGUGCACAUCAUGUGUGUUUUGAUGGAGAAAAAUCUUUCCGCAAGAGGGAA